ACCAAAAACUCUUAAAGAGUUGUCACUAGAUGCUUGUAUGACUUUGUUCGCAUUUCAUGCUCUUGGAGUCGGAAAUUUUGAUCAUCAUCCUAAUCUUGAAGUAAUAGGUCGGAAAAUAGUGGAAAAAUGCAAAGGGUUGCCAUUAGCCGUGAAGACAUUGGCCGGGCUACUACGCACCGAGGUCUGUCCCCACAAAUGGGAAGCUACGUUGAACAGCAAAAUUUGGGACCUACCGGAAGAAAGAAAUGAGAUCCUUCCGGCUUUGAAACUUAGCUAUCUCCAUCUCCCUUCCAAUCUGAGGAGAUGUUUCGCUUAUUGUGCUAUAUAUCCCAAGGACUACGAAAUCGAACGGGAUGAGUUGAUUCAUUGGUGGAUUGCAGAGGGCUUGUUGGAGGGGAAAAAAGGACAAAAUCAUUGGAAUGUAGGUUUGAAUUAUUUCAACGAGCUAGUAGCUAGGUCGUUUAUUCAAAAGUCGAGUAGUGGUGGAUCACGAUUCCUAAUGCAUGAUCUUGUGAAUGACCUAGCAAAGUUAGUUGCAGGUGCAACUUGCUUAAGCUCAGGGGAGUUUGAGUUUGAGGGUGAUCAAAACAAUGCAUCCUUAGCUCGUUAUGCCUCAUUCAUUUCUAGUAGUCACAUUUUGCCAGAAAGAUUCAAUAUAUAUCAUGGAAUGAAGAAAAUUAGGAGUUUCAUAUCAUUGGUGAAGCAAUCUAGGCAUUAUUAUAGGUCUUUUUUGUCUCAGAAAGUGCUAUGUGACUUGUUGGUGGGAUUGAAGUACCUGAGGGUGCUUUCAUUAAAUCACUAUGGCAUCCGUGAGGUUCCAGAUGACAUUGGUAAAUUGAGGCACCUAAGGUACCUUAAUCUGUCGUAUACCGAUAUUGAAAUGCUUCCAAAGUCAAUUGUUGCAUUAAACAACCUAGAAGCUUUGAUGUUGCGAGGCUGUUAUAGCCUUAUUGAAUUACCUAAAGAUAUAGAGAAAUUAAUCAAUCUAACAUUUCUUGACCUUACCGACACUUGGAGCCUAAGAGCAAUUCCGCUAUAUAUAGGUAAUUUGGUGGGUCUUGAGAUGUUGACCAUGUUUACAGUGGGAACGGAAAAUGGGUUGAGGUUGAAGGAGUUAAAAAACUUGAAGAACCUUACAGGUGAAUUGUGCAUCUCUGAUUUGCAUAAGGUUUCAGAAGUUGAAGAUGCCAAGGGUGCCAAUUUGCUUAUGAAGAAGGGGAUAUGCCAAUUGACCAUGAGAUGGAGUGAAGAUUUUGAAAAUUUUCGAAAUGACAACCUUGAAGCAAGGGUCAUUGACUCUCUUUGUCCUCACCAAAACCUUGAAAUUCUUGCGAUAUCCUACUAUGGUGGCCUAAAAUUCCCAUCAUGGCUAGGAAGCCCUCAUAUUUUAACAUAGUGCAUUUACGUUUACAUAGGUGCUGUAGUGUCAAAGCAUUACCAUCACUCGGGCAACUAUCUUCACUGAAAGAACUAUACAUUGAAGGUCUAAAUGCAAUAUGCAUAGUAGGAUUUGAAUUUUAUGGAACAAAAAGUCCUUUCCCGUCCUUAAUAACUUUGGAAUUCAAGGACAUGCUAUUAUGGGAGGACUGGUCUCAUUGCAUUGGCAUUGAAGAAGUAGGAGUUUUAUUCCCUUGUCUUACACAUCUCAUCAUUUGGGAUUGUCCUUUGUUGAUCGGAAGAUUACCUGGUCAACUGAGCUCCCUCAUGAAGCUCGAAAUCAACUCCUGUCCACGCAUGAAUGCCUUGCCCUUUAGUGAUAGCCUUCCCUCUCUCAAUGAAUUGAACAUUGGAGGUUGUAAUGAGAGGGUGCUGAGUAGUUUGGUAAAUCUGACAUCUCUAACCACUCUUGUGAUAAAAGACGUUGCUGAAUUGACUUGCUUAAAUCGUGGGUUUACAAGCUUCUUGAUCAAGCUGGAGAAGUUGGAGAUAAAAAGUUGUGAAAAGUUAAUAUACUUGUGGCAAGAUAGAGAUGUAAUUCGAAAUCUCACUUCUUUGAAGAGCUUACUCAUCGAAAGAUGUCCUGAAUUCAUAUCUUUUGUGGCUGGAGAAGGAGAUGUAGAGCUACCUAGCAACGUCGAGACCAUCGACUUGAGAAGUUGCUUCAAUUUAGAGAAGCUUCCAAGCCAGAUGCACGCCCUCACCUCUCUUAGAGGCUUAACAGUCUUUAACUGUCCAAAACUUGUGUCCUUCCCUGAAACAGGUAUACCGGCAUCAAUAAUAUCAUUAAAACUCAGCGAUUGCGAGAUGUUACAAUCUUUACCCAUAGGAUUAAGUAUUAAUCUGGAUGAACCAAGCAGCAGUAGCAGCUAUAACCACAGGGACAUGACAUCUUGUCUGCAAGGAUUAAGAAUCUACCUAUGCGAUUCUUUGCCCGCCUCUCCAUUCAGUGAAGGUACAUAUUUACCAGCGACUCUUAAGACACUUGAAAUUUGGAAUUGUAGGGGAGUGGAGUCGCUCGCCGAGAUAAAUCUAGACAGUCUUCAGUCGCUUGAAGAGAUUAUCAUUCACAAUUGCGAGAAUGUGAGAAGCUUACCCCAGUGCUUGCAUAGGCUUUCCCAUCUCAAUUUCUUGUUAUUGGCCCAAUGUCCUUCUCUAGAGCUGGAGUGCUUCCCUCCUCUUCCUCCUGGCAUCUCGAGCUUUUGUCUUAACGAGUGUCCGAAGAUAAAAUCACUACCUAAUCAGUUACAUCGACUUAUAUAUCUCCGUCAUCUGGAAAUUUUAGGUUGUGAGAGUAUUACGUGCUUCCCCCAUGGAGGAUUGCCGCCACAGCUACAGGAACUUGAGUUAAGGGGAUGCAGGAAUAUGAAGCAGUCAGUGAGCGAGUGGCUCACCCCCCUCACCUCCCUUCAAUAUCUGUCGAUUGACGGUAGCGCUGGAGGAGUGGGAGAGGUGGAAGAUCUUCUGCUUCCGCUCCCUUCCUCUCUAAUCCAUCUUCGUAUAUGUGAUAUGAGGAACGUGGAAAGACUGUCCAGCAGUCUCCCACGCUCUCUCCGGACCUUAGAGAUCCAACGAUGCCCGAAGCUGAGGGACUUGCCCCAGGAUGGUCUCCCUGCCUCUCUAGAGCAACUCCUGAUUGAUCGAUGUGAGAUUCUCAAGGAGCGGUGCUCAAAGCUGACCGGUGCCUAUUGGCUUCUCAUCCAAAAAAUCCCAGAAGUUAGAUUGACUGGUUUCAAAUCCGAGUCAGUUUCCUAAAAGAGAUCUCUUAUUUUGGACCAAUCGUGUGGCAUGCUGUCUAAAGAAAUUGCAAGUGUUUUGAAGCAAAUAAACUUGUUGUGAAAUCUGCAAAUUCUCUUUGUGAGUGUUUAAGCGAGGAUGCAAUAGGAUUGCAUCGAUUUAUAGUGGAAUCUUGCGUUGCUCUUCCCGUGGAGUAGGUCCAUGAACCGAUUACGUAAAUCCGUUUGAAGGAUGAGAGUUUACGAUUAUGGAGCAUAAUUGGAAUUUAGAACAGGAUCUCUCCUGAAGGGUAGUUAAAUUAUCCCACGAGGAAGGGUUUGCAUAUAUUCUUUGUAUAUUUGGUCUCAUGAAGAUUUCUAUGCUUCGAAAUGUUUCAUCAAAAGUAGAUUACAUUUAAAUUUGAUUGGUGAAGUUUUCUGAUUCGACCCAGCUUCCUAAGCAAGGGUCUAUAUACCCUUUCCUUCACCAUCGCCUCACUGGUAUUAAGUCUAGGAGAAGAUGCUGAAGGGGGGACCCUGGAUGUGAGAUUGCUCCUCCUUGUAGAGAAUUAUGGACAUGGCACUGCAGGCUUUCUUGUUCAGAUCUUGACUUUUGUGGAGAUUUUUCCUUUGAUUAGUUGAUUCUUGAAUUUCUCUUGAGGAUAGGAAUAAAAUAACAAAAUUAGUUGUUAUCGGAAGUGUUAUCAAACAGACCCCUAUUGCCCCACCGACUGUGGCGCACAUGUAAUGGGCCAUGGUGAUUAAAGACCAGGCGCAAGGCCGAAGGCAGCUAUAUUAAGUGUGCCCCAUAAAGAAUGGCAGGCGUGCAGUAAAGCUAAAGCUGGUACUCUGCAACACAAAACUUAUCCCAAGAUUGCUGUAAUCUCCCAAAAGCUAGUGGCCUAAACUACAUACAAGGCAGAGCUCUCGUGUCCCAAACCCAAAGAUGGCCAAAUUUAGAUACAUCCAUUGAAGUCGGUCCCUGGCCCGGUGUCUCUUGCCGACGCAAUCCGGCGGCCAUGCGACUCCCAUCUAUUCCUCCGCCAUGGAUCUCGGCAACCCGCCAAACAGCUGCCUACGAGGACUAUAUAUGGGUUUGUGUUUCGGAUUAGUGCGUGCAGAUUGACCCAGAAAAAGAAAAGGGAAUGAAGAGCGUGCAGAGACGGAGAAGAAAGAAACUCCCGCACUUCUUUGUAUUGCAUCAUUCCCUGCUGGAUCUCUCUCUCUCUCCCUCCCCGGUUUUUGGUCCGGUGGAUAUCAACUGUAAGCAUACUUUCCUCGUCAAUAGGUAAAGCUUGCUCUCCUUUCCUAGUGGAGAAAAGCACUGAGCAAAAAUGACAGGAUAAUUGCAUAA
Molecule: messenger RNA, 4506 nt
Organism: Eucalyptus grandis
Lineage: Eukaryota; Viridiplantae; Streptophyta; Magnoliopsida; Myrtales; Myrtaceae
Product: putative disease resistance protein At3g14460
Exons: 4
Coding region: 1366-3192 (608 amino acids)
Source: RefSeq, a predicted model, not a curated record